AUAUAGCGCCAAAAUAAAUAACUACGUACGCAAUCAUAGCGUAUUAUAAUCAUGUUUGAUUUCUACACAAACAGACGAAACAAAACGGUAAACAAUUUUCUCAUAAUAAGGAAAAUUUACCGUCGUCUUUGAAACAAAUUGCGCAAUAAUUGCGUUCUUAUGUUUUUAUUUAAUAUGAACUUUUCUUUAGUGUACGCGUCAGUUCAUAAUAAACAUUAAAAAGUUAAACGCAAAUAAAGUGUAUGAAUGUAUUGACCAGUUUUAGCCGACUUCAAAAAGAGGGAUGUUGUCAAUUCGUUCGUUUUUUUUUAUAUGUUUCUGUAUUAAAAACUUAGAUGGUGACCGCUAACAAUUAUUUGAAGAUAUGGAUGAAGAAGUGAGGGAGGUGCGCCAAUACCAUACCAAAUGAGAAAUUAGGGUUGCGUAAUCCAGUAGACCGUAAUGAAAGUCUGGGGAAUUUUGGAGGUACCCGUGUAGUGGGGGGUGUCGACGCACCUGACGGGUAUGCUCCCCACAUGGUGGCAUUGGUCUGGGGGGCGAGAGUUAGGAAUAUGAUGUGUGGGGGGUCCAUCAUCAGUGUGCGUCAUGUACUCACCGCGGCGCAUUGCAUUGACCCCCUGGUAGUCAAUGGGAAACUUAUUGAAACAACACGUGGUGUAGUAGGAACGAAUCAAUGGAAUGCAACAGAGGGCGUCGUAAAAUUCAGUCAUUUUAAAAACCAUCCAUCCUGGGAUGCUUUUCGUGUUAAGAACGACAUUGGCGUGUUAUUUCUGGUCGAACCUUUGAUACUGAGCGCGAGAGUCGGCAUUGUAUCUCUCAGCUAUGACUGGGUAGACGGAGAUGUGUCCAGCUUCGUUACCGGUUGGGGAAGGCUCGGAGCUGAUAUGUCAUCCACUUGGAUCCUGUACCCGUUCGCGGAUAACUUGCAGCUGAUAAAUCUGAAGACGUUGUCACCUCGCGACUGCGCCGAGGCUCUGGCCGCAUCCCCCGGCGCAGGGAUAAGACUGGAAUCUGAGUUGGAAAUUUGUACUUUCCACUCUAUAGGACAUGGACUUUGCUAUGGUGACUCGGGCAGUCCUUUGAUAGAGCGUGCGACAGGCUCGCAAGUCGGCUUAGCAUCUUGGGCGCUGCCUUGUGCGCGGGGCUUCCCCGACGUUUACGCUAGGCUCAGCGCCUACAAGAAUUUCUUACUCGAUAUCUUACAACAUUAUUGAUGUGCGACUGACUAUUUGAUUUUAAGUUAAAUUAGUGUUAAUUUAAGUGUAAAUUAUAUUAGUUAAGGUGUGUUUUGUUUCUUAUGUAACAUUCUGUUUGCUGUUAAAUUGAUUCUUGAAGUUUAGAAUAAUUUCUAUUAAAACAUGGAAUAGUAAAUUAUUUAAAUGUA
Molecule: messenger RNA, 1384 nt
Organism: Papilio xuthus (Asian swallowtail)
Lineage: Eukaryota; Metazoa; Arthropoda; Insecta; Lepidoptera; Papilionidae
Product: trypsin beta
Exons: 5
Coding region: 516-1214 (232 amino acids)
Biological process (GO): proteolysis
Molecular function (GO): serine-type endopeptidase activity
Source: RefSeq, a predicted model, not a curated record